Molecule: messenger RNA, 1980 nt
Organism: Caenorhabditis sp. 36 PRJEB53466
Lineage: Eukaryota; Metazoa; Nematoda; Chromadorea; Rhabditida; Rhabditidae
Source: the annotation of a GenBank genome assembly
AUGGCAGCGCCGACGAAUCUGUCUCUCGAGAUCGACAAGCUUCAUGCUGAAAUAUCAAGACUCGAGACGGAUUUCUAUGAGAAUGUUAAUUCGUUUUUCCUCUGCUCGAUGGCUUUGAUCAUCUUCUGUAAGUCUCUUCACCGCUACCGCCAUCGUAUCGAAUAUUGUUAAUUUCAGUCAUGCAAUGUGGAUUUGCAUACUUGGAAGCUGGAGCCGUGCGCAGUAAGAAUACGACAAAUAUUCUUAUAAAAAACCUUCUUGACUCUUGUAUUUGUAUCAUUGGCUACUGGGCCAUCGGAUGGGCUUUGGCCUACGGAGAAUCUGGAGAGGGAGUCAAUCUUUUCCUCGGACAUUCCCAAUUCUUUUUGUCCGGAUUCUCGGAUUACCCACGUUUCUUUUUCCAAUACGUCUUCUCGGCAACUGCGGCCACAAUUGUGUCAGGCGCCGUCGCUGAAAGAUGCGAAUUUGUGACCUACGUUACUUAUUGUACCGUCAUAUCAAGUUAGUUAUCAAUCAAAAUGCCCUCUCGCAAAGGUGUAACUUUACAGCUUUUGUGUAUCCAAUUCUUACCCAUUGGGCAUGGGCCGAAAGUGGCUGGAUGUUCAGAGGAAUCACAAGUGGAAUCAUCGAUACUAAAUAUGACGUAACAGAAUUUGAAAAUCACAAAUCUGAUGGAUAUUGAUAUUUUCAGGACUUUGCUGGUUCCGGAGUAGUUCAUCUCUGCGGGGGUUCGAUUUCUUUCCUCGCUGCCUGGUUUAUGGGACCAAGAAUCGGUAAAUUCCCAACUGACGAGGACGACGAAUCGGAUGAAAUUCUUGGACAUUCUGUUCCAGUAAGCGGGUAAAACUUGACGAGACUGACCUUGACUUGUUCAGUUCACUGCAUUGGGAGGAUUCAUUUUGAUGUUCGGUUUCUUGGCAUUCAACGGAGGGUCUGUUGCCAGUAUCUCUCACGCCGGGGAUGGGCAUACUGUAGCGCUUGCCAUGGUCAACACAAUUCUGAGUGGAUCGUUUGCUGCCCUAACCUAUCUCGGCGUCCACUAUUAUCAACACGGAAAAUGGACACUUCUGCUGACGAUCAACGCGUGUUUGAGUGGAAUGGUUGCCGCUUGUGCCGGGUGUAACAAGAUGGAGCCGUGGGCAUGCAUCUGGGUCGGAGUGGGAGCUGCACUGAUCUACUUGGCACUGAGCAAGCUUAUGUUCAAGUAGCGUAGAGUAGGAACUAAAUGAGAAAAAUUUCAAUUUUCAGGCUCAAGAUUGAUGACCCCCUUGAUGCCUUUGCGGUGCAUGCUGGUGGAGGUUUCUGGGGUUUGAUGUCAGCGUCAAUCAUUGCUCGUGGAGGAGUUGCCUAUGCAAUUGCUAAUGCUGUUUCCGGAGGAGAAAAUUCUGGAAACCAACUGACACAAGCCUUUGCUGUAAGCUCCACUCAAACAAUUCAGAAUAUUGACAUAGAAUUUUUAGCAAUUGGGAUGGCAGCUGAUUUGCGCCUUCUCUAUCAUCUCGUGGUCCCUUAUCUUCAUGUACCCGAUUUUCUGGAUUCUCAAGAAGGUUUGCACUGUUGAAGAUGGUUGUGAAUGAUGUAUUGUUACAGACUGGGAAACUUCGCGUCUCUGAAGAAAUCGAAAUCAACGGAUUGGAUGUGUUCAAGCACGGAGAAAUGGCCUAUCCAUUGAGAGCAUACGGUCACGGAUGGCACGACUUUGAAAGAGCCAACAAAUUCAAUGCAUUCAGCGCAAAAAUCACUGUCGGAGAGGGAAAGAACACGAGAAUCAUGAAGAUCCAUCCAGAAAGUAGGGACUAGUUGAGAUGGGAAGAUCUAUUGCAGCCAUAUUAAUUUUCAGUGUCCAUUGAACAAUUGGCGUCCGUCUACGACAGAAGUGGAAAUGUCAUCCCAAUGCCGAAAAAGUCGAGGACAUUAUUCACAAAUGAGGCCGAAAGAAAGAAGUCUCAGAUAAUGAUGUACGACGAGAACAAGUUGUAA